Messenger RNA from Microthlaspi erraticum, 270 nucleotides. Lineage: Eukaryota; Viridiplantae; Streptophyta; Magnoliopsida; Brassicales; Brassicaceae. The record is from the annotation of a GenBank genome assembly.
AUGACGCAGAAGAGCAAUCAGUUCAAGGGGCAAAAGAAGAAGACUGUUGCUCUAAAUCGCCAUGGCAAAUCAGUUCAAAAUCGUAAAGGGAGGAGAUUCAUGAAACCAUCAAAGACGACAAAAGAGUUAGACACCGAUCGGGAGCUUACAAAGUUCAUAAACCAUUGCAAUGAAGUGAAAGCAGCAAAUGCGGCUUGCAAAGAAGGUGGUCAACUUAAUAUCCUCAAAGCCGAAUCUCAAGCUGAGCCAUCCAAGAAAUCCGCCAAAUAG